CCAUUAUGUAGGUUUAUUACAAUUUAAGGAGAACAAGUAGCCUGUCCGAAUAUUGUUGAUUCUAAAUUUUCUUUUUUCUUUCUUUUUCUUUCCUCUCAUAAAACCCUAUCUAAUAUCUUAAACUUAUGACUCUAAUUCUGCUGCUGAAUUAUAUGCCAAAACAAAGACCAGUUCUUUCUCUCUCUCUCUCUCUCUCUCCUUCUUUCCCCCUCCAAACAUAUCACUGAACACCAUCAUCCAAUACCAACACUGAAUUCAGUUCAAUCUUUCCAUGGCCACACUCAGGUGACUCACUGAAUAUAUGUUGGGAAUUUCGAUUUAAGAGCAGCUUCGUAUAUGAUCAAUAAGCUUUGCAAAAGAAACAAUAUACUCAUUUAUAGAGGUCACAUCAGCAUCGUGAAUGGAGCUACUUUAGGGGGAAAAGAAUGGCAUUCAUAAUUUGUACACAGUAAAGAAUUGAAGUGGGAGUUGAAUUUGAUUCCUGAGCAACAACAAACGAAUAUGUCGGAUGAAUAUGAGAUGAGUGAUGAACAGGUUGAGGACAGUUCAAUAGGAUCAUCGCAAAAGUGUUCAUCCUUUGAUCUGAAUGAAGAAGCUAGUAGUGAAAAUAAUAGCAAGGGCAAUGAUACGAGGUACGAGGAAGCUAAGGAUGAAGGUACUUCAACAAAUAAAAGUAGCAGCAUAACAAGGGAAGGAAAUAGUGAACGAAGAGGUGGUGUGAGACAGUAUGUUAGAUCAAAGAUGCCUAGGCUUCGUUGGACACCUGAACUUCAUCUUUCCUUUGUGCAUGCUGUUGAAAGGCUUGGAGGUCAAGAGAGAGCAACACCGAAGUUGGUGCUUCAGCUAAUGAACGUGAGAGGACUCAGCAUUGCUCAUGUCAAGAGUCAUUUGCAGAUGUACCGGAGCAAGAAACUCGAUGAGGCCGGCCAAGUAUUAAGUGAAACAUACAAAUCAUCCCACGAACUUGGUCGUAUUUCUCAUGUGACCCAUCCUCGUCAACAUUUUAAGAUGGGAAAUGGUGGAAUUAUUCUAGCAAGUGAUUACACCGAUCACAGUUAUUACCAUGGUCUCUUGCAUCCUUCAAACCUAUCACACUCACAUUCAAAAGCCAUCGAUUCAAGACACCAACAAUGGUUCUUCAACAAUCAUCAACCUUUUAGAAAACCAAGUUACUUCAGCAACGAAGUUGGCUCAGCAACCUUACAAACGCAAGCAAGAUCAAUGUCUUCAAACCAAAUUCAAGUAAUGGAUGCUACCAGCAUUGCACCCAUGAGACCAAGCCAAUUUCUUGAAGAGAAAAGAUGGCCUCCAUUGGAAAUCAUGAACAAUCACCCCUGGAAGAAAAGGUUACCUUCUAAUACUGACUCAAAAUCUGUUCUGCUUCAUCAAUUUGGCUCCACAACUUCACCAUCUCUUAGACCAACUGAGUUAAACUUCCCAAACAAAACAAGAAUCAGGGAACAUCUAUCUAACUCCGAUGAGCAUCGCAGCCAUUCCAACGCUUUCAAUCCUGAAUUUGAACCUCCCUUUCGGAUUAAGUCGAAUCAAGAAAAAAUGCAGAAAGAGAAGCAGUGGGUGCCUGAUCUGCGACUGAGUUUAAGUCAGAGAGAUGGCAACAGUGAUGGGAAGAAUGAUCAUUGCAGAGAAACCCAAGAAAUCAACACGAAACUUUCACUUUCAUAGAAUCUAUAGCCAAGUCAAUGUAUAAUGCAAAUACCACAGCCUAGCCGUUCAUACAGUCUGAGUGAAGAUAUAUA
Molecule: messenger RNA, 1757 nt
Organism: Vigna umbellata (rice bean)
Lineage: Eukaryota; Viridiplantae; Streptophyta; Magnoliopsida; Fabales; Fabaceae
Molecular function (GO): DNA binding; DNA-binding transcription factor activity
Source: RefSeq, a predicted model, not a curated record